This is a messenger RNA of Naegleria fowleri, 1797 nucleotides long. RefSeq lists its product as uncharacterized. Gene Ontology annotation, cellular component: cytosol. The record is from RefSeq and is a predicted model, not a curated record. Gene Ontology annotation, molecular function: phosphoglucomutase activity; magnesium ion binding. The coding region runs from base 1 to 1797 and encodes 598 amino acids. Lineage: Eukaryota; Heterolobosea; Eutetramitea; Acrasida; Naegleriidae. Gene Ontology annotation, biological process: carbohydrate metabolic process. The transcript has 2 exons.
AUGCCUCUCAAAAUUCGUUCCCAAUCCACUCAACCCAUUCCGGGACAAAAGAUGGGUACUUCCGGCCUCCGAGUGAAGGUUAAGCUUGUUGAAAACACACCAAAUUUCCUUGAGAAUUUCACUCAGUCGGUUCUCAAUAUUAUUUUGGCCAAGGAUUCUCUUCCUCAGGCUGCUGCUCACGAGGAUUCAUAUUUACAAAUGGUCAUUGGAGGAGAUGGUCGUUACUACAACAAGACAGCCAUUCAAACCAUUCUCAGAAUCUUGUACUCGAAUGCUGCUCAUCUCGGAAUUAAAAUUCAUGCGUUGAUUGGGCAGAAUGGAAUCAUGUCCACUCCUGCUGUUUCGUGCCUCAUCAGAAAGAGAAAAGCAGAAUUGGGAGGAUUGAUUUUAACUGCUUCACACAAUCCUGGAGGUCCUAACAAUGAUUGGGGAAUCAAGUACAAUGCUGUUAAUGGAGGUCCAGCACCAGAGAAAAUCACCGAUCGAAUUUAUGAACAAACAACAAGUAUUCAUGAAUAUUACACUUGUGAUGAAUUCCCACAGAUUGACUUGUCUCAGGUGAACGCAGAGAAUGGAAAGGGAUUUGUGGAUUAUGUAUUUUCGGAUGAACAUUUCCGUGUCACUGUGGUCGAUUCUGUGAACGAUUACUUUGAGUUGUUAAGCUCAAUAUUUGACAUGGAAAAAAUUAGAAAGCUCAUCGGAAAGCAAUUUGGUGAAUUUAAUUUAUUAUUUGAUGCCAUGCAUGGCGUGACAGGAUCUUAUGCAAAGAGAAUUUUGCAUGAGAAAUUGGGAUCAGAUUUACACAAUGCUCUCAUGAAUUACACUCCCAGUGAAGAUUUCGGAGGAGGCCAUCCAGAUCCAAAUCUUACCUAUGCUGAACAUUUGGUUAAGAGAGUACUAAAGGAUGAGAAGAGUAACAUUGACUUUGGAGCUGCCUCCGAUGGAGACGGAGAUCGUAACAUGAUCUUGGGAAAGCAUUUCUUUGUGACACCUUCUGAUUCAGUGGCUAUCAUUGCUGAUUAUGCUCAGAAAUGCAUUCCUUACUUCCAAAAGAAGGGUAUUGCUGGAUUGGCUCGAUCCAUGCCAACAAGCACUGCUCUUGACCGAGUCGCAAAAGAAUUAGGUGUCUCCAUGUAUGAGGUCCCAACUGGAUGGAAAUACUUUGGUAAUUUAUUUGAUGCAGGAAAAUUGUCUAUUUGUGGCGAAGAAUCAUUUGGAACUGGAAGUGACCACAUUAGAGAAAAGGAUGGCAUGUGGGCUGUAUUGAGCUGGCUUUCAAUUUUAGCCUAUGAGAAUGAACAAGCUUUCUCUCAAAACAAGAAGGUUUCUGUGGCUGACAUUGUUAAAAAUCAUUGGAAGAAGUACGGUAGAAGCUACUAUACCAGAUAUGAUUAUGAGGAAGUGAGUGCCGAUGGAGCAAACAAAAUGAUGUCACACAUGAGGGACACAUACAUUGUUCCAUUCCAAAAUAAUCAACUUUCUGAGGAAGCCAAGAAUUUGUUCCAAACUCUCAAUAUUGCUUCAUGUGAAGAAUUCUCUUAUAAGGAUCCAAUUGAUAACAGUUUUACAGGAAAGCAAGGAAUGAUUUUCAAAUUGGUCGAUCAAAGUAGAAUCGUUUUCAGAUUAUCUGGAACUGGAAGUGCAGGAGCUACCAUCAGAGUUUACAUGGAAAAGUAUAGCUCUGACCAUUUAGAUGGAAAUCCAUUGGAGGAAGUGAAGCCACUUGCUCAUGUUGCUCUCACGGUCAGCAAAUUGAAUGAGUUUACUGGAAGAAAUGAACCAACAGUUAUCACUUAA